Messenger RNA from Prunus avium (sweet cherry), 1095 nucleotides. RefSeq names its product protein FAR1-RELATED SEQUENCE 5-like. The record is from RefSeq and is a predicted model, not a curated record. Lineage: Eukaryota; Viridiplantae; Streptophyta; Magnoliopsida; Rosales; Rosaceae.
AUGGAAGCUAAUAAUGGCAUAUUAGUUCACAUGGAAACUGAUUCGGAAACAAAUCCUUCUGUAUCAAUUUUCUAUCCUCAAGUAAUUGGUGAGCUCACUCCCUUCCAAGGUCAACAAUUUGAAACAUUAGAAGAAGUGUAUGACUUUUACAAUCAGUAUGCAAGGGAAGCUGGGUUUAGUGUUCGAUCAUACUCUAGUAAGAAGAGUAAAGACGGAGAGGUCAUACGAAAAGAGUACGUUUGCAAUAAAGAGGGAAGUUGGUCAACUGAAACAAGUGGUGCUGUAAAAAGGCGUCGUGGAGUAGGCAGAGAGUCUUGUAAGGCACGGCUAAUAGUUGUUAAAUCAAAAUAUGGUGGAUACGUAGUCACCAUAUUUGAAGAGGCUCAUACUCAUCCAAUGACAACCCCGCGAAGACGCCACUUAUUAAAGUCCCAUCGUCGAAUUUCUGGUGUUGAUCAACUUGUAACACAACAACUAAUAUCCGUAAAUGUAUCCACACACCAACAAUAUGACAUUCUAGCAACGCAAGCAGGAGGCAUUGAAAAUGUUGGUUUUACUCAACAAGAUAUGUACAACUCCAACAGAGAUAGACGUAUGAAGAUCAAGGGUCAUGAUGGAGAAAUGUUGUUUGAUCAUUUCAUGAAUGAGCAAGAAAAAAAUCCAGGGUUCAUAUUCAAGGUUGAGACAAAUAUUGAACACAACAUUACUCGAUGUUUUUGGGCUGAUGCAAUCUCUAGGCAAUCGUACAAGUUUUAUGGUGAUGCGGUUAUCUUCGACACUACCUACAACACCAAUCGAUAUUGUAUGAUCUUUGCACCAAUUAUGGGAGUAAACAACCAUGGUCAGACAAUUAUUUUUUCUGGGGCAUUCUUAAGUGACGAGACUGCAGACUCCUUCAUUUGGUUGUUUAGAGAAUUUUUUAGGGCUAUGCCAGGUGAUGCUCCGAAAAUUAUUAUUACUGAUCAGGAUCCAGCAAUGACAAAAGCCAUUUCAGAAGCUCUUCCAAACACAUUUCACAGAACCACUAAUUACGUGCAAAAUGGCCAUGGCAUGCGGGUAACCACUUCGCAAAUGCAAUUACACUAUGUUUGGUAA